AUGUCUGAUCGCACGACCAUGGUGUCACGCUUCUUCUCUCGCCUCCGCCUGAGACGAAGGCAAGGGAAGCACGCGCACGACGCGAGAAAAGCCAAGAAGGCGGCCCAGGACGGGCAGGGCACAUUGACCAAGCGCGCCGUCAUGGACGUCAUCAAGAGCCCCUCGCACCACCACCACCAGCAACAGCAACAGCAGCAGCAGCACGUGUCGUCCGAACAGAUGCAGCUGCCACACCAGCACCAAGCCAAGCACAUGGCACACCGACACAACGACGCGAGCCAGCAGCACACCCUGCCAUCGCUCCAACCAGACCCUAACCAGCAGCAGCAGAAACAGCAGACACAGAAGCAAGAGAAGCGCAACCGCAAGCGUGGCGGCAGCUCCAAGCCAAGCCGGCUCGACCGCCAGGGCGCGCGUGUCAACCUCGUACCACUGAAGAAGGAGUUUCUGGACCAGUUUACCGUGCAGCCGCUCUCCUUGUCGGAGAAGCUCACGCGCUGGUGCUGCUACACAGACUUCUUUGACCCGCAGCCUCCGCCAGCACACGGCCCAGCAACAACGCUGCAGAUGCGCCAGCGGUUCAGCAUGUACUCUGGCACAUCCCUCAUGGACUGGCAAUCGUUUGCUCUCAAGCGCGCAUACAGGCGAAAGACGCAAGUCUAG
Salpingoeca rosetta is the source of this 663-nucleotide messenger RNA. RefSeq lists its product as uncharacterized. The record is from RefSeq and is a predicted model, not a curated record. The transcript is spliced from 2 exons. Bases 1 to 663 code for a protein of 220 amino acids. Lineage: Eukaryota; Choanoflagellata; Craspedida; Salpingoecidae.